AAAAACGGAGAACGUGUCAGCUGACACGAUCUAUCUUAUGAGAACGUCAUGUAAAUGAAAACUCACGAACGUAGAAUUUUUCUGUAGACGUAGACGUAGACGUAGAAAUCCGCGCGAAGUUGAUUUUUUCCGUAGAAACGUGUCAGCUGAUUUCUCUCUCUCUCCUACUCUUUGCUCAGAGUUGCCAGUACACAAUGUUUGAAAUUGUUUUGAAUGAAGUUGAGAAAUAUUUAAGUUAUUCUUAAUAUAAUAACAAAUUUCUAUUGAAAAUAGUAUUUUAUUAAAUGUUAUGCUUUCUGAGUGUUUGUAAUAUAACUCUAUAUCGUUUAAAUUAUCAAAAAUACUUACUUAAAUGAUAAAUGUUAGCGAAAGCUUGCGAACAUAUGUAUCACUGGCAACUCUGCGUAAAUGUAUACAAAGAACACAAUAAAGAAGAAAGAAACAAACAAGUUGCAACCAAAAUUUAUAUAAAUUGUAAUGGACGACGAAAAGCUAAUUCUUUUCGUACAAAAUAAUAAGGAGUUGUACGAUAAAAGCAACCCCUGCUAUAAAUUAGCCGGCAGGAAGCAAAUGCUGUGGGAGCAAAUCGCCAGGGAGCUCAAUUCAACAGCCGAGAUGUGCAUGCGCAGAUGGGCAGCGCUUCGUGACCGAUAUGGACGUGAAGUGCGAAAGGAAUCAGCGCCAUCAGGCAGUGGCUCGCAGUACCACAGGCCAUGGUAUUUGCUAGAGGCACUUCGAUUUCUGAAGCCGCACGUUGUUCCUUGCCCAUUUCGGUGUUCGAGAAAUAUUUGUCCAGCAUCUUCGCCAUCAACGGGGAUUACUGGGAGUCCGCCACAGCUAUUGCCAUCGCCACCAGUCCGAGUGCAGUUACCAUCGCCGUCGCCUCCGACAACAGUUUCGCUGCCCUCACCAUCGCCGCCAAUUCAAGUGCAACUACCAUCGCCGUCGCGUCCGACAACAGUUUCGCUGCCCUCACCAUCGCCGCCAACUCAAGUGCAACUAUCAUCGCAGUCGCCUUCGACAACAGUUUCGCUGCCCUCACCAUCGCCGCCAAUUCAAGUGCACCUACCAUCGCCGUCGCCUCCGACAACAGUUUCGCUGCCCUCACCAUCGCCGCAAAUUCAAGUGCAACUACCAUCGCCGCCGUCUUCAUCACCAGUAUUAUUGCAAUCGAACCGCUCAAGGGGUACGAGGCGUCGUGGUAGCAAUAUUGAUGUUGAUAAGAGCAUGUACGAGGCCAUUGAGUUAUUCAAAACAAGGUGUGCAGCUAGAGAAGAGCACUCAAAUCCAGCUUUGAAUUCUUUUGGAAUGAUGAUGAUAUCAAUAAUAUCAAAGAUGACUGCAGCGAAACAGUCGCGGGCCAUGCAACGCAUGAUGGAGGUGGCAUUUGAGGUACAGCAGGAGCCUGACUAAUAGUUUGUAUGUGUAUUUUGUAUUUGCAUCUAUGUAUGUAGACUUAUGCUUACAUGUUUAUGUACAUAUGUAUGUAUAUGCAGUUUUACGUGUUUUUAUUCAUUCAUUGCAUAUGUACGCAUAUAUAGUUAUGUAUACAGACAAAAAAAUGUAUUCAUGCAUACGUUUAUGUAGUGAAAUUGCUAUUUGUGUGGAUUUAACUUUUAUUUUAUUUUAUUUUUUAUAGUACCACACAUAGAUAAGUAUGUCGCGUUCAGAAAUGCAUCAAGCUAAAGCAUCAGUCUCUUAUUUCAAAACUACAAUUGAUGGAAAUGCCUUAUUUGCGUAACUAAGUUCCAAUUCGGCAUUUAACCGUGAUUGAGCAUAUUGGACAAUACGAUCAAUUACACUUCCUUGCUGAUGUUGAUAUACUGAUUCUUUACUGAUACUGAUUUCUUCCUGCUUCUGAUACUGAUAUACUUUCUUACUGAUGCUUUCGUUUGAUGCAUUUCUGAACACAGGGUAUAUGUGCUCACACAUGACUAUACAUAGUAUAUGUAUGCAUACACACUUUUAUGUGCAUAUAUACCAUGCAAACCAUUUGUUUGUUAUUAUGUUCCGUAUAAAAAAAGUUUCGCUUAUACAAUGUAUGAAGGAAAAUGUGUAGAACAGACAGCAAAAAAAAAUAGUUAAAAAUCAAAGCGACUUCUUAGCCACUUAAAGUCUGCACAUUGUUAUUCUAAAAUUGAAUGGGCUAUAAAACUGCGUACUCGAUUUUUUUAAUUAUUUUUAAGUUUUUUUAACGUUUUC
Rhagoletis pomonella (apple maggot) is the source of this 2202-nucleotide messenger RNA. RefSeq names its product pectinesterase inhibitor 10-like. The transcript is spliced from 3 exons. The coding region runs from base 478 to 1413 and encodes 311 amino acids. Gene Ontology annotation, cellular component: transcription regulator complex; nucleus. Gene Ontology annotation, biological process: regulation of transcription by RNA polymerase II. Lineage: Eukaryota; Metazoa; Arthropoda; Insecta; Diptera; Tephritidae. The record is from RefSeq and is a predicted model, not a curated record.